Ceutorhynchus assimilis (cabbage seed weevil) is the source of this 6059-nucleotide messenger RNA. The record is from the annotation of a GenBank genome assembly. NCBI's taxonomy places the organism in Eukaryota, Metazoa, Arthropoda, Insecta, Coleoptera, Curculionidae.
UUUCAUAUUCACAAGGAGGUGGUUCAGGACUAUUCAAUCUAUUCUGCGCCCUUGUCAGACAAAUCUCAUACAAUUGCGGCGUUAUAUUCAAUUCAUUUCCAAUAGCCAACCUCCACACUUUGCCUCUAACACUUGAAGGCAAACCUUGCCACCAAAGCUCUUGGGUCUUUUUGUUUUUCUCCAUUCGAGUCCAAUUUGGCAGAACCAACUGAGAAAAAUGCCUAGCGGCGUUGGCCUGUUGUUCUUCAAGCUGCAGCUGCAACUUUUUCUGCUUCUCUUUAGCUGCUGUACUUUUGGCUUCUUUUUUUUUGGCCGCGGCCAAAAUUUCGUUGUACUCUUGGGCGUGCUUUUGUUCUUCUUCAAACGUCUUGGCUGGCAGGGAGGAGGGCCGUUUUAGUUGAAUUAGGGCUGAGGAGCUGGCGACAGUGUGCAAUGGCGAAUUGUCACCUUGAGAGGGGGUUUUUGUGAAUAUUUUCCAAACGCUGCUUCCAGAGUUUUCAGGGUUGUUGUUUGAUUUCCAUGAAAAUACAUUUCUGGAACAAAGAUAAAAAUUUUAAAAAAAGUAUUCUCUUAUACAGGGUGUCCCAAUAGAAAGUGACCGAUUGUAAAUGCUUAUAACUCCUAAACCAGGUGCGCUAGCUACCUGCGAUUUGCACCAUUCGACUUCUCUUGGCCUAAAGUUUUUUUUCAGUUAGUUGGAAAUUUUUUUCACACCUAUAUAGGGCGAGUAAAAAAAUGCCGUUUUUCAACAUCGAAAUUCUCCACUAUUUUUUAUUGAAACACCAUAUAUGUUGCAACGCCAAAAUUAAGAGUCGUGUACAAGGUAUUGAUGUACCAAUAAACAUCGGGCAUGGAACUUGAAGUUUUAGCCCUAAACAAUUGAAAUAGAAAUCUGGCCCAAAAAUAAAUGCAUUUUUUUAGGUUCAAAAAACGCCGACGUUUAUUGGCAAAUGAAUACCUUGGACACGACUCUUAAUUUUGGCGUUGCAACAUACAGCGUGUUCUAUUAUAAAUAGUGCAGAAUUUCAAUGUUGAAAAACGGCAUUUUUUUUACUCGCCCUGUAUAGGUGUGAAAAAAAUUUGCAGCUAACUGAAAAAAAACUUUAGGCCAAGAAAAGUCGAAUGGCGCAAAUCGCAGCUAGCUAGCACACCUGGUUUAAAAGUUAUAAGCAUUUAAAAUAGGUCACUUUUUAUUGGGACACCCUGUAUAUCCUGUUCACAAUCCGAUAUCCACAGGUACAGGUAAAUUUAUCACCUUUCCCUAUCAAAAAGCAUUGAAAGGUGAUAAAUUUGGCUCCGGUACACUUUACGGACACACAAAUUUUGCAAAAUUUUAAAUUGCAUUAGAAAGAGGGUCUUAUAUAGAGUCUUAAAAAAAAAAAUGCGGAUUAUCCAGUAGUUUUUGAGAAAUCCUCGGAGAAAUCAAUCAUUUCCACUCUGUGUUGAGUUGAUACUUGUUCACGUUAAACUACCUAUAUUCUUUAUACAUUUUUUUCGUGAAAUAAGUGAGCAAUCUAAAAAAAAAAAAAAUUAAAUUUUAAGGUGUUUAUUUAAAAAAGGGGUUUUCACGUUUUUGGAGGAUUUAAGGGCCCCACACACUACAAUGAAACAUGACGGUUUUCAUCGCCAUGAUGAAACACGUCGUUGCAAAACCGAAGUGUGUGGUAAAAAAACCAUCGUGUUUUUCUACCACACACUUUUUGGUUAGUUCCGUUACAGUUCAUUUAAUACUGGGUAUAAGUGUACUGGACUACUGGUUAAUAACAAAGCCGCGCUGUUGUUUUUCUAAAUUCAAUACAUGUAAGGACUAAUACGCAUUACGUGGACGGGUUAGUUUGAGCUAGUUUGCAUAUUUUUGGUUAGUUUCAUUAUAGUUUAUUUAAUACUGGGUAUAAGUGUACUGGACUACUGGUUAAUAACAAAGCUCGCAAAGCGCGCUGUUUUUUUUUUCUAAAGUCAAUACAUGCAAGGACUAGUACGCAUUACGUGGACGGGUUAGUAUGGGCUAGUUUGCAUAUUUAUGGUUAGUUUCGUUGCAGUUCAUUUAAUACUGGUUAUAAGUGUACUGGACUACUGGUUAAUAACAAAGCACACGCUUUUUUUUCUAAAUUCAAUAUUUACAUGCAAGGACUAGCACCCAUUACAUGGAUGGGUUAGUUUCGGUUAGUUCGCAUAUUUUUGUUUAGUUUCGUUACAGUUCGUUUAUUACUGGUCAAAGUGUACUGGUUGAUAACAAAGCACGCUGAUAGUGACCGAUAGUAGGGAAUUUUCGUAGUUGAUUUUUGGAAAGGUGGGCCAAAUCGUCAAUUUUAAAUAUAAUUUUCUGAUGGAAAAUGUGCAUUUUCCGCAUUUAUUUCCAUCAAAGGUCGGGAAGAGGCGUUUUUUGAAUAGUUUCGAAAAUAGAAACUGUGUAUUUCUGUGAGAAAAUUUUUCCUUUUUUACAUUCAGAAAAAUGUUUACAAUGCAAAGGAAUAUCAAUUUUUCACGUAAUUGAUUUCAACUAUUCUAAAGACUGAAAACAGCUUAUUUCCGCAGCAAAAUUUUUGUGUUUGUAUGUUCAAAAAAAUGUUGAAAAUGAAAACAAACAAAAAUUUUUCACAUAACUGAUUUCAGGUAUUCUAAAGUCUGGAAAAUAAAAAUGAAGCUGAUUUCUGCUAAACGAAAGUUUACCCCACGUCAUUCCAAAAUCGAAGUGUGUGGUAGAAAAACACGACAGUUUUCUACCACACACUUCGGUUUUUGGAACGACGUGUUUCAUCGUGGCAAUGAAAACCGUCGUAUUUCAUCGUAGUGUAUGGGGCCCUUAAGAGUUUUCCAGUUUUUGGUGGGUAUAUACAUUUCCGAGGAUUAUCUCUUUGAGAUUUGGCGAGCGGAGCAAUCCAAGAAAAAAAAAUAAUUUAAAUUUCAAGGCGUUAUAUUUACAAAAGGGUUUCCCACAUUUUUGGUGGAUUUACGUUUCUGAGGAUCUUCUCUUUGAAACUUGGCGAGCGGAGCGAGCAAUGGAGAACUCAUAAAUAAUUUAAAAUUCAAGGUGUUAUUUUUAAAAAAAGGGUCUUUCUGGUUUUUGGUGAAUUUACGUUUUCAAGGAUAUUCUCUUUGAGAUCCGGCAAACGGAGCGAUAACAUCAUGUUUUUUUUUUUAAAUACUGGAUGAUCCGCAUUUUUUAUUUUUUCAAUAAACUAGUUAAGUACCCUCUUUCCGAUAAAAUUAAGAAAAAAGCAAAUUUUGUGUGUCUGUGAAGUGUACCGGCACCAAUAAAUUUUACCUGUACCUGUGGAUAUCGGAUUGUGAACGGAUAAUCCGCGUGAGGCUAAAUUCAGCUGGUGUAGACAUUGUGGUGGAAUGGUAGAACAAGCAGUGUUGUUUAAUUAACCAGGAUUUGACAAACUGUGGCUUGGCAUUGACAUUAGUGAAUUUUAAUCACCGCAUUCGUGGCAGUGCACCAUUUUGGUGAAUUUAACAACACGCGGAAUAUGAUGAGAAAUUCACCUGGUAAAAAAUUGUGUCAAACUUUUUCGUCUUGUCUUAUCUUCGUGACAUUCAUCUCCAAAAUUAGACAAAGAUCUAUCUUCACUCCCAAUUAAACUUCCUGAAGUUGAAGGUUCGCUAAUAGUUGAAAUUGUGCUUGAAAAUGAACCGUCUUGUAUCCUCCUGUGACCAUAUUUCUUUGUGGGACUAGAAUUUACAUACAAAUUGUUGUCGCAAUCCUUUUUGUCAUGCUGAUAUUCUUGUUCAUUUUUCAGGUCUUCGACUAGAUGUAGUUUUCGAGUGACUGGACUAUAAGCUAAUGAUAUGUUUUUUAAUGCUUCGUUUAAUGUUAAUUUGUUGCUGAGUUGGUUGGGUUCCACACCGUUUUGAGUAUUUUGAUUGUUGUUCUCCUGGGUUUUUGGAUGUUCUGGGCUUGAGUCUAUACUUUUUACCUUAAAAUUAUUAUGAUUAUUUGUAGGAAAUUUGAGUUAUGAUUUAACCAACCUUGUCGCAUCUUUCUGGCCAAGUAUUGAACCAAAUAUCCCCAGUGGGUGACCCCAAAGGGGUUUCUUUGGGGCUUGCACUUGUAAUGCUUCCUUUGCCUUCAUUUCCAUUAACUGGGGAUUUAAAUAUUAGAUUUUCAUUUGAAAGAUCUUCUGUGCUUUUGGACAAAACACUUUUGUAGCCGUUUUUCUUUCUCAAAUUCAAUUUAAAGCCGUUUUUUAGUAUAUUUUUGGAUUUUUGGGCGUUUGUAGGUUCGAUCAGUUGCUCCCCUAGCGUGUUCGAGCGACUAUUUUGUUCUGUCAUGUUGCCUCCAGUAAAUGGGGGAGGUUUCUGUUAUAAGGGCUGAAAACAACAUUUAUUUUUGGCUCGUGAAACUUAUCAAAUAAAUAAAUUAUAAAUAAAAUAUCACAACAAUACAUAGAAAGACGCCAUUUUGAAUUAUUAUGACAAAAAUAUUCUGACAGUUGUUGCGGUGUUGCUGGCUCAAUUUUUUUAAGUGUAGCUCUAGAGCAGCUCGAACAGACAUUUUUUAACGAGUGUCAACAGACUGUUGUACUGGUUCGCAAUAUUAUAACCCCUAAUACGUUAGAAAGCAAUAUCCGAACAUAACCCAAACGGCUGGAGUGCGAAUGGAGUCACUUGGAGUGAACAAGCCGAACCCACCUCUUGUGAGAACAACCAAUAAUUGUUUUUCUUUUAAGAGUUUAGAACACUAGAGCUACUCGCUCCAGUGUAAAUCCACCCAGAUUCGAUUUGAAAGGAACAGAUGCGCUGGCUUUCGUGCAUUUGAAUGGUUUGAUUCGAACUUGCGCACUUCAAGUGUAACAAACACUUUUCGAAAGGAAUAAGCGCGUAAUGCCCCGGAGCUAUUCUAGAGCGCUUAGGUGUGAGAGGAAUACAACUAUUAUGAAUAACCGAGCAUACUUUGCGUUCGGUAUUUUGCUCAAAGAGCAGAGCGUGUUGGCGGAGCCGUAAUCACGUGACCAGUGAGCGAACAGAGCAGUUAAACGUUGUAUCAGAGUGCCAGAAAUUUUAAUAAACAAACUCGAAUGAGCCUGCAUCAAGUACACUUUUUGAAUAAACGAACGGUAAAUAAAUUCAUACUCAGAGGACUCAGAUCAAAAUAUCAAACGCAUGGAUAACCUUCCCGAAGUUUGACGUGUGGUUUAUGCGUUCAAAACAUCAGUGCCGCUUUCGGGUGCAAAGUGCGAAGCUCCUAGAACACUUCACACCUGCAGGAGCGCUCGAGAGGUGACACCCGAAAGUAGCUCAGAGCAGUGCAACGAACCGAACAGAGUUGGAGCAAAUAAAUUGGUAAUCCGACUUCUCCACAUUGGCAACACUGAGUGACAAUCUGACAAAUAAUAAACGUCCGUCAGGUCAACUGUCAAAAAUUGCAUAACCAGUCUAGCAAUUUUUUGGGGCUCCGUUUUCCAAAUAAAAAUCACUAUAAAAUAAUAGAGUAUGGCCUCAAAAAGGAUCGCUCAAAGUGCCAUCAACUGGUCCGCUAUCGCCGAAAGAGUGCCCGAGCACCAGCGAUCCAACUUCUUGGCGUUCAAAGCAAAAUCCGAUGGAUACCUUCGCAGAGUCACUUCUCAACCCGAGAAACCUCCAGCGAUCAAUUGGGACUUUUACAAACAAAAAGUGCCAAUCGCUGGCAUGGUAGAUGAGUUCCAAAAGAAAUACUCUGCCUUGAGCAUUCCUUUCCCACCGGACACUGUCAGCCCUCAAAUCGACAGCCAGGAAAAGGAAAUUAAAGCCGAAAUCGAAAAAUUCAAAGCAGAAUCUAAUGCUAAUAUUGCAGAAUACAAAAAGCAGAUAGCUCAUAUUGCAUCUCUGCUUCCUUACGAUCAAAUGACUUUGGAAGAUUAUAGGGACGCUCAUCCAGAAGACGCUCUGGACCCUAUUAACAGGCCAACUUUCUGGCCUCACAAUCCGGAAGAACAGCCAGGCUACAAAGAAGAACAGGCACCUGCAGCCCAACAUUAAGUUGUGGAUUUACAGCAGAAAAAAUUAUAGUGCUGUUUUUUAGUGUUGUUUAAUUAUUAUUAUGAAAUAAAAUACAUAUUGAUUUACACUUUAUCUGG